AUGCUGCAUUGGCCGGAGGAGAACGAGGAUUUCUACGACCAAACCAUGGAUGGCCGGCUUCCGCGCGUGGUGCUGACCACCUUUGACAACGCGGCAAGAAGAGGUGAAGAGCCUCACGACAACGGCAUCAUUCACUUUGGUCGUCUGUCGCUACCCUUGGAUCAGAUCAGAGAGGCUAGAUAUGGCGUGAGCCCCAAGGACCGAAUCUGGCAAAUGGAGGAGCCGGACACGUGGCAGGAUAUCUACGCCAUGGGGAUGCUGCUGCGACGGAUCAUAUUGGACAGGACUUACCACCGAGACGAGAUCCCAAUAGAAGGCCAAUCGAACUGGUUCGAUCCCAAGAACUACCCAGAUUUGUGGCUUUUUUCAGAGGCCGAACGCGGGCCUUACUCUUAUGAUCUCAUCGAGGUGAUUCAACGUUUUGAGAUGGUGGGGCCAGAUCAGUUGAUACAGCAAUGGCAGGGUACCGCCCGGUUUGAAGAGUGGGAAAAGCCUGCUUAUUUUGAUACAGCGGAAAGGUUACUGGACCUGGUACGAGAAGCCAAGUGUCACGUCGAGAGAUGUUUGAACGAUCCGGCAGACCCACGCACAGUCAGCAUCUUGACGGUUCGACCGCCAGAUCUGAGGCACUAUCACAUGCCGUUCCGGACCAGGAAGCUUCGGGAAAACGAAGCGGAGAAGGAGAUGAAAGAGUUGAUGAAGUCGCUUAAUGGACCGGCCUACAAGGUCUUGGUCGAGUACGGGCCGGAGCACGAGAACGCUCGUCUGGCGAAGACGGAUAAGAUGAGGGAAUUGGGAAAGAGGCGGGCGGCAAGGGUGGAGGAGAUGAAUAAACGAGUGAAUGACAUGUUUCAGAAACCAUACAUUGAUCAAAUGGAGCGAAUGCUGCAAGACGAUGAGAGGCAGGAUUAUAGGAAACGGUUGCGACAGCGGAAUGAACAGUAUCGUGAGACGAUGAGCUUGGUUAGGAAGAUGGUCAAGAAGGCUAGGAGGCGGAGGUAUGGGAGGCGGGAGGAAUCGCCUGAAGGGGAAGAGCAGGAAGAGGGACAGGAAGGGGGACAGGAAGAACAACAGGAAGAGGAACAGGAGGAAGAGGAACAGGAGGAAGAUGAUCAAGAGGAUGAUCAAGAGAGUGAUCAAGAGGAUGAUCAAGAGGAUGAUCAAGAGAGUGAUCAAGAGGAUGAUCAAGAGGAUGAUCAAGAGGAAGCCUCGGAGAGUGAUGGGUGA
Molecule: messenger RNA, 1227 nt
Organism: Sordaria macrospora k-hell
Lineage: Eukaryota; Fungi; Ascomycota; Sordariomycetes; Sordariales; Sordariaceae
Biological process (GO): protein phosphorylation
Molecular function (GO): protein kinase activity; ATP binding
Source: RefSeq, a predicted model, not a curated record